Molecule: messenger RNA, 3222 nt
Organism: Hippocampus zosterae (dwarf seahorse)
Lineage: Eukaryota; Metazoa; Chordata; Actinopteri; Syngnathiformes; Syngnathidae
Gene: slc9a8
Product: solute carrier family 9 member 8
Exons: 16
Coding region: 116-2080 (654 amino acids)
Biological process (GO): sodium ion transport; proton transmembrane transport; regulation of pH
Cellular component (GO): membrane; Golgi apparatus
Molecular function (GO): sodium:proton antiporter activity
Source: RefSeq, a predicted model, not a curated record
ACACUCCGGAAGUUAAAUUUUGACAUUGAAACGGGUAUGGCGUCGUCGAUAUGGAAGUGCUCCACUUUUUGAGUUCAAACGUUCGUUUUCUUGUUUGGACUGAUGUUUUUACAUAAUGGCAAAUACUAGAGUUUACGUUCUGUUGUUGGUAUUAGUUGUGUUUCCCUACCCGUGCAUGUCAGUAAAAACAGAGACAGUAAAGACUUUGCAUGUGUUGCAGCGAGAUAACGAGGGAAGGGACGGUUUCCAUAAGGAUUAUGCUCUUUCUGACAACCGGCUUUCAUCAACCAAACAUGACACUGAAGAGGCACGCGAUUCACUCGACCGAUCCGAAGACAUACCGACUGUCAGCAAGACUAAUGACACAGAUAACCGCGCAAAUGAGUCCAUCCACUUCACAUCAUCAUCAACCAAGCCAACAAUGCCAGCACCCCCAAAUCCCAAGGCCAUUCUGCCCGUGCAAACAGGCGUCCAGGCUCAAGAAGAAGAGCAGUCCAACGGGCUGACCAUUUUCUUCAGCCUUCUUGUUAUUGGUACCUGCAUCAUCUUGGUUCAUCUGCUUAUCAAGUUCAAGCUACAUUUUCUUCCAGAAAGUGUUGCUGUUGUGUCCCUUGGGAUUCUAAUGGGAGGAUUUAUUAAGAUCAUUGAGUUCCAAGAAUUGGCCAACUGGAAGGAGGAGGAAAUGUUCCGACCCAACAUGUUCUUCCUUUUGCUCCUGCCACCAAUCAUCUUUGAAUCAGGAUACUCUUUACAUAAGGGUAACUUCUUCCAGAACAUUGGCUCCAUCACCCUGUUUGCUGUGAUCGGUACGGCGAUCUCGGCCUUCAUUGUCGGAGGAGGCAUCUAUUUUCUUGGACAGGCAGAUGUGAUCUACAAGAUGACCAUGACAGAUAGUUUUGCCUUUGGCUCACUCAUCUCCGCCGUAGACCCCGUUGCUACCAUUGCCAUCUUUAAUGCACUCAACGUGGACCCCGUCCUGAACAUGUUGGUGUUUGGUGAGAGCAUCCUGAACGAUGCAGUCUCUAUCGUCCUCACAAAUACUGCUGAGGGUUUCUUCUCCCGCUCAGAUACAAGCAGGGUCACAGGCUGGGAGACAUUUCUGCAGGCAGUGGGUUAUUUCCUCAAAAUGUUCUUUGGUUCUGCUGCCUUGGGGACCCUGACAGGACUCAUCUCCGCUCUUUUCUUAAAACACUUUGACUUGAGGAAGACACCCUCACUCGAGUUUGGCAUGAUGAUCAUCUUUGCUUACCUUCCCUAUGGUCUAGCAGAGGGUAUUAAACUGUCUGGAAUUAUGUCCAUCCUGUUUGCGGGAAUCGUCAUGUCCCAUUACACCCAUCACAACCUGUCUCCUGUCACCCAGAUCCUCAUGCAGCAGACACUGCGCACCGUGGCUUUUAUGUGCGAGACGUGUGUGUUUGCCUUCCUCGGCCUAUCCAUCUUCAGCUUCCCUCACAACUUUGAAAUAUCCUUUGUCAUAUGGUGCAUCGUGCUGGUUUUACUGGGCCGUGCCAUCAAUAUCUUCCCUCUGUCAUUCCUCCUCAACUUUUGCAGAGAUCACAAGAUCACACCCAAGAUGAUGUUCAUCAUGUGGUUCAGUGGUUUGAGAGGUGCUAUCCCAUAUGCUUUGAGCUUGCAUCUUGGCCUGGAGCCAAUUGAGAAGCGGCAACUCAUUGGCACCACCACCAUCAUCAUCGUGCUCUUUACUAUCCUCUUCCUCGGGGGCGGGACCAUGCCACUCAUUCGUCUCAUGGACAUUGAAGAUAGUCAGUCACGACGCAAGAAUAAGAAGGACAUCAAUCUGAGCAAGACGCAGAAAAUGGGGAAUACUGUUGAGUCGGAGCAUCUUUCAGAACUGACAGAGGAGGAAUAUGAGGCUCACAUAUACCAGAGACAGGAUCUGAAGGGCUUCAUGUGGCUUGAUGCAAAGUACCUUAACCCCUUCUUCACCCGAAGACUCACCCAGGAGGACCUGAUGCACGGACGGAUCCAGAUGAAGACUCUAACCAACAAGUGGUAUGAAGAAGUUCGUCAGGGUCCCUCAGGUUCAGAGGAUGACGACGACGAGGCAGAGCUUCUGUGAAGUGAACACUUUUCCGCCAGAUGGAAAUACAGAUCGCUCACAUAUUCCACGGCACGUGAGAGUCACAAAGACUUCAGUCACAUGCCCUUUUUUUUUCUCCUUUUCAACUGCCACCAUGGUGAUGUGAAGAGAUUACUGGGAUGUGUUCCUCUCAUGAGGAAGUUCAGCAAAAUUGCACUAGCAAACACCCGAGGCAAAAUAUUUCUGUGAAAAGGAUUGUUCCUGACUUGAAUGUCACGUUGUCUGCACCAUAAUAAGCAGUUAAUUCAAAUCACUGAUGUUUGACACGACAUCACUGUGUUUGCUACUUGUGAAGUCACAGACUCUUUGAAUGUACAGUAAAGAAAUACAAUAACACCUUUCGUUUUUAUCCUGCUUCAGUGAAAAGUUUACUUUGUAUCAGGUGAAGAAUGUGCAAUAGUGUCAUUUUAUAUUUUAUGACUCAAUAUUUCUGGCCGGGUGUUUUACUUAGUAAGCACCACUGAUGAGCUGAAGCUUACUGAAUGAGGGUAACAUUUCAUAAGUGUCAAAUGCACACAGCAGCUCAUUUUGGCAACGAAAAGAGAGAAAUAAACAUGAAAAUAAAGAAACCUUCAGACUCAUUACAAUUUGCCGUGAUUUGCGAGUCAGGCUGCCUGAUGAGAUCAAUGUUUAUUUAUAUCCCCGGGCAAGAUUCCCAUAACUUCACUAUGCUUUAAAUAGAGCCAGAAUUGUGGCUUGUGUAAAAUUUACUGUGCUUCUCUAAUCAAGGUCACUACAAAUGAAUUGCUGUUUAUUUAUUACAAUGUUUGUGUGUUUCAUUGCUUUGAUACAAUCGCCUCAAACAAUGUGUGAGUAAUUAAAAAAAAUAAACAAUCCCAUAAAUUAAUGGUUGUCAUCAUGUUUGCAUUUAUAUGAGCUCUUGAUGAUUUUGUAACUUGGGAGAAAUUUCACAUGAUCUUACUUAACAUCAAAGCCGUGUUGAUAAUAUGGUGUACCACGGUCAUUUUGUAGAAGUCUUUCAGUAGUUCAAAGUGAAAUGCUUGUAUGAUGUAGAGUCAUGCCACAUAUGGGAACGUUUCGAAAUAUUGUUUGAUUUUCUUUAUCAUGAUUUGCCAGCCUAAAAGAAAAUGUCAUUAAAAUAUUGUGAUAUGGAUACUGUA